Molecule: messenger RNA, 1650 nt
Organism: Mytilus trossulus (common blue mussel)
Lineage: Eukaryota; Metazoa; Mollusca; Bivalvia; Mytilida; Mytilidae
Exons: 3
Coding region: 124-1308 (394 amino acids)
Source: RefSeq, a predicted model, not a curated record
CUCAACUAUUUUACUGAACAGCCAUUGACAUAUUUAAGAUAUGGAUUCAUAAAUGUUUAUGUACAUUAUUUGAUUGUUGGAGGCAGUUUUUGUAGAACCAACUUGUGUUUUCAGUUUUACACGAUGAAAACAAACAUCAGUGUAUUGACUGUUCUACUGUUUCUUCUACUGAUCAACUUUUCCUCGAGUGCUCAUCCCGCCGGGUGUUCCUAUGAUGGCACAUUAGCCUCAACUGGACUAUAUACUUGUGAUUUAGGAAGUUACACUGCACCUCUCGCCUAUAGUUCUUUCUCCAGUCCUCUCCCACAGAGAUUGAAGAUCACUGGUGUAACAGGAACAUUCACCUCUCAAUUGUCAGGAUUCUCCAGCUUCUCCACUGGAUCCUUUGACGCCAAUUAUCCAGCAAGCCUCGAACUGGAAUGUUUGUCGUCUAAUUCGUUAACGUUAUCUAGUGUAUCCUUCACAGAUAUGGGUUAUCUCCAGGAAGUUAAAUUCAGUUUCUGUAACAUAGUAUCAUUGACUACCGGGAUGCUGUCUCCAUUUGGAACACUCAAUUCCUUACGAUUUGAAGGGGGUUCUAUUGCUUCAUAUUCAAAUAGCUUUCUAACUGGACUCAUAGUGGAACCCGUGACAUCAACUCCAGAACCGAAAGGAGAGCUUGUAAUUAAAGAUUGUACGAUUACCCCUACGUCCAUACCAUCCGGGACAUUUGACGUUUUGACAACAGUGAAGUCCAUUCGUGUAGAGAACGCCGGUGUUACAGCGGUUGACAGUUCACUAUACAACCUGGCUGUGGCUGUAAAUGACGUAUCUCUGGCAGAUAACUCUAUAACCACUCUAGACAGUGGUAUAUUUAGCAGCCUGAAAGGACUAUCUGAUAUAAACCUUGACGGGAUACCGUAUAAUUGUACUUGUACCUCCCUAGCAUUUCUACAGUCUUUGUCUCAGAACUCUAUCCGCUCGGCUGGUCCCAUCUGUAAUACGCCAGCUGCCUAUCAAAACAAGAAAGCGACAAAGUACUAUGCAGAUUCGUGUGAUCUAAGUGUCAGCUGUGCAGAUAUAGCCAUUGGAUCAACCUGUAUGACUGUGUAUGAGCUUGUUGGGAGUAUUCUAAGCUUUGUUACCCUAGUGUUAGCGGCAAUAGCACUGGUUAUCAUUUGCCACACCCGACGUCAGCUCAUGGCAGCAACCUCUAACCUGGAAAAAAACAGGAACAGUGGAUGGUCUAAAGCCAAGGAGGCUAUGGAUACAAAUAGAUCCAUCAAACCUCCAAUGAGAGGAUCACAGGCAGUACAUGGUUGGGGAUGAGAUCUUAAGUGACUGCAUGGAUCGAUAGGUGUCAGUGGAACGACAUGGACUAAUCGAAACUAUAUGUUUUUAUUUGAUAUAAAGUAAAAGGAAAUAAAUCAUGUAUUUUAACUAUAAUAUGUAAUUAUAUAGUAUGGUUUUUAAAAUUAACGUAAAUACCCGUUAUAGAAUUUUGUUUUCCAAAAUUAGAAAAGUCUCACACGUGGUCAAGAUCCCAAAAUUAACGCACAUAUUUAAAUAUCAAACAUAAAAAGGGUCGAAAAAUACCAAAGGGGCAUUUAAGGGCAUUCGAUACAGUUUCUAUCUCAUGAUGAUUUUUUUACAAAAAUUUACAUACGAGCU